Drosophila rhopaloa is the source of this 4351-nucleotide messenger RNA. RefSeq names its product serine-rich adhesin for platelets. Lineage: Eukaryota; Metazoa; Arthropoda; Insecta; Diptera; Drosophilidae. The record is from RefSeq and is a predicted model, not a curated record.
CGGACGCAAGCGCGGCGCUCGAGAGACUUUCAAAAGGUUUUUCCUAAAUAAAAACACUACGUGUUUCUGGUCGUGAAAGUAUCUUUUUCAGUUAGGCAGUCUCACUGCAGUGGCCCCACCCUUCUCCCCUCUGGUUUUUAUCCACAAAAGAGAGCCUUUUUAAGUCAAAACCACGAGCAACACAGCUGAAAACCGAUUUAAGGACCGUUCCAAAAAUCAAGGAUAUAUAUCAAAGACCACUUUCGACCAAGUCAGUUAAAUAAAGUGUUUUCAGAGUGUGUAUCCGUGUGAGUGUGUGUGCCAGUGUGUUUAUUCCAGUGUGUGCGCUAAUCCAUUAAAAAUAAUUAAGCCCAAAUAAAAACAAAAUAUUUUUAAUUCGCGAAAAAAAAAACUUUUGAAAGAGCCAUAAACAAAUCGCAGUCUACGAAAUCCGUUCAAAGCUCGCGCGCCAAUAUUGCUCCAAUUUAAGAAAACGGCUUAGCAACAAUUGCAUUGAACAGUUGAACACAAAAACUGAAACUGAAACAACAACAACAACACGUAAAUAUAGAAAGCUUAACAAUCAAAUCCAACAACAACGACAACGAGGGAUUAAAAGCCAGUAACAACUAUAAAUGUGGUGGGUGCAUUAUUGCCAUUAACCAAAUCCCGAAAGGCUGUGGCCAGAAUGAUCGCAGAGCAGCUGGUGGUCAAAAGUGACCAAAUGAAUCACUGACUAGCCCGAGGAAAGCGAUCCCCAUUAAGCAUUGAGAACAAAAGAAGCAUUAAAGCGCUUGAUUAACUGGUGGACAGGUGGACUUAAAAGCGGCAACGGAAUGGCACACUUUUGCUGGCUCCUCAAAUUCGGUUUUCUGCUGCUGAUGUUGUCCGGCUGUCGGACACGCCCCGCCCCUUUUCCGGGCGGCCGGCAGAGUGAGCUCAUCGCGGGCAACGAGUUCCUCAAGCUGUUCCUCGACCAUGAUGACCAGCAGCGAAGUCUCCACAGCAGCGAACAGGAUUUCGAGGGCAGAGCGGAGUCCCCAUCCUCAUCCCCAAAUCCCCGCCAGAGAUCAGCCACCGGCAGAAGUUUGGAUGUUGGCAGGAAUCGCUAUAGAAAUUCCCUGAGUUCCGGAAACUCUCAGGAUGAGGAGCAAUCCGACUCCAAACAGGUGGUCAAACUGGUGACCUCCGGCAGUAAGAUAGUGUUCCUCGAAGAUGCCCCCAAUACAGUCAAGGGAAAGUCGAGCGACGAGGUGAAAGUGGUGGCCGUAAGUGUGAGUUCCUCCAGCAAAAGAGGUCCUUCGAAGAGCAGUUCUCCUAGUACCACAGGAAGUGGGUCAGAUUUCGUGAACCGCUCUCAUAAAAGUGAACUUUCCAUCGAGGAAACGGAACCCAGAUUGGCAGGGGAUUUAAUUGAUAGCGAUGGAGAUUCCCUGAACAGUGCCUCCAAUAUACAAAGUGUACUGGCGGCUCCUUUACUGGCAGCUUCCUCCACACAUUCCUUCUUGAAAAACCAAACGGAUGUUGGUGAAGAGGAAUCGGGGACGGGAACUGGCUCAGGAGCAGGCUUACCCUUUCAAACAGUGAUUUAUCAUGACACCAAACAGGGAAGAGGACCUCAGUCCAGGUCAAUAUCCUAUAGCUCCAUCUCUCAAAAUGUGGAUGACUUGCAGGCCUGGCAGCAAUCGAGAAGUGGUAUUCUAGCAGAGGCCCAGAGAAAUGUGAGCGAGAGCUUGAAACAUGGUCACUCAUCGGAACCAGCCAAGUUUUACUCAGUACCAUCAAAAAUGUACAGUGUGCCUAGUAAGUUCUACUCAGAACCAGCUAAGGUUUACUCGGAACCAGCCAAGAUGUAUGGUCAGCCGGAAAAGGUUUACUCAGAACCCUCCAAAGUCUAUGGACAACCCUCCAAGUUUUACUCGGAGCCGGCUAAAGUGUACUCGCAACCCUCGAAGGUUUAUGGAGAGCCGGCUAAAACCUAUUGGCCGCAAACGUUGACUACGACGGCAGCAACACCACUAGGAGGCACCACUUCUUCUCCAGCUUCAACCACCACCAGCACCACUGAGAAGCCACUGACACCCACCACUUUUGUGCCAAUUAGAUCCCGACCACGACCUGCGAUUGUCUCGCGCAUCGCUUUUGGCGAGGCUCAGAGCACAAGCACCACGACAGCAGCAACACCAAGCAGCCCGGCAGCAACAUCAAGCAGUACGACAGCAACAUUGGCCAGCAGGGUCACCACAGUGAAGCCUCCCAGCACUAGUACCUCUGGAGGCAUUCGGCCAACCACUUGGCAGCAUCAUUAUCACAGCUACAACCACCACCAGCAGCAGCAACAUCAACAACCAGCUCAUCCAACGCGCAGAGUACUCUUCAAUUUGGAUAAAUUGCCUUAUGAUUUAUUGAAUGCACCACAGCCGCAACCGCAUCCAUUGGAGCCAAUUUUAUCGAAGCACUCAAGUCCGAGCAACUACCACCAGCAACAGCAACAGCAGCAGCAGCAACACGAACAGCAACAGCAACAUCAGCGUCCGUGCUGGGAGCAACAACGUCAGCAUUCAUCACCGCCGCAUCAACAUUCUAAUCAAAAUGCCAAAGGAUUGCCCAAUAGAGAUCUAGUCAAGUGUGUUUCCAAAUUUGCACACCAACAUGGAGCGGCAGCGGCAUCUGUGGCGGACCCAUCACCGCCAUCAUCUUCGGGGUCAGGCGGUGGCUAUUCGUACAGCUCCAGCUCCUCCAGCUCGUCAUCCUCGUCCUCAACUUCAUCGGCCGCAAAACAGCAACAGCCCCAGCAUCUGCAGCAUCAGCAAAUGCAACACUUUACCACAGAGCACCCCGAGCUCUAUACUCCAACCUCAGAGCAGAAUUACGAAAUUGAAGAGUCCGUUAGUGUUAUGACAAACGGACGGGCCCACGGAUUGCAGGGCGGUGCAGGUGGUGCAGGGAGUGCUGCUGGUGGUGGUGGUGCAGUGGGGCAGGCCACAACGCCAGCCAGUCCACUACAAUCGAGCACCACCGCCAGCAGUCGUGGCAUCAACAGAGGACGUGGCUCGGUGGUUUACAAUGCAAAUGCCAACGAUUAUUCGGACGACGAUGGGGAUUCGACGGGGGAUGCGGGCGACUCGGGAUCGGAGGGCCCCGAAACCCCCGAUGACGAAGACAAAGUCGCCUACGUGGUCGAGGGACGCAACUACCGAAAGUACCGGGUGGAGGAGAAGACCGACGACGGCUUCAUCGUCGGCGAGUACGGAGUGGUGGACCACAACGAUGGAAACUUGUGGGGAGUGCGUUACACCGCCGACUCCACCAUCAAUCGCAGUCUGAUACAGAAGGCGUUGCUCACGUUUCUCAAGCUCAAGUAGGGGCCAAAUGGUCAUCUUCCACUCGGGAAAACACUCGAACUGAAGUUGCCAAAAUCGCCAGUACACAGAAAAUUCAUUGGAAAAUACAGGGACAUUUUAUUAGACUUUUGGAACUACAAUAAAAAGUUUUAAAUUAAAAAUAUAAAAUUAUUCCGAAUUUAGGGAAAGUAGAAUUAUGAAUAUUCCAAAUUUUGUUGAACCUAACUGAUAGAAAUUUAUUUUUUAUCAAUUUGAAUUUAAAAAUUGAAGAAUAUUCUCAAUUUAAUUUGGGUAUCAAUUAAUUUAGAACUCAUUCGUAAAUCGUUGAUCUUUAAAAAUAAAAGAUCUUGUGAUUUAUAAAACAAAGACUAAAGGCAGCGGGAUAGUGGAUUUAAUAAUGUAAUAAUAUUUAAAACAAUUUAAUUUUAGAAAAUUAUUGGAGUAUAUUUAAAUGCGAAAACUAAUCAUAAAACUAUUGUAAAGUAAAUGUAAAAUCUUAUAAAUUUCCCAUAAUUUAAGGAGUUUCUCAAGUUCAGAUCGAUGGUUUUUCCGAGUGUCCAACAGCACCCCGCACUUCCCCACUGAAGAGACAGCUGCAAAGGCACUCACAUGUGAUCCAAGUCGUAUUGUAGUUAGCCUAGAUAACCUAAACCUAGAUAGAUAAACCUAAUUAGAUGUACUACCCUAGUAUGUAGCCACUAGUUGAGUUCCCACGAGAUCAGGACACACACUCUUGGCCUCUGUGUGUGUGUGUGUGUGAUUAGUCAGUAAACGAAUUUUGUUUUAAUGUUUAGUUAAUGUUUUAAUUAAUUUAUUGUAGUUGUUGGUAUUGUAAUUGUAACUGUAGCCGUAACUCUAUUUCGAGCUUAAUUUAUUCAGCCGACCAUUCAGCACUCGAAAUUCCACAGACCUAGCAAACUUGCCAUAAAAUCCGAUGCGGGAAAUCCGAUGAAGCCGAGCACCUAACCUAACCAGCAUUAAGAUCGAGCAAAAACUAUCCUAAUUAGAGCCUAAGUGACUUGCGUAGU